Molecule: messenger RNA, 1518 nt
Organism: Andrographis paniculata
Lineage: Eukaryota; Viridiplantae; Streptophyta; Magnoliopsida; Lamiales; Acanthaceae
Product: autophagy-related protein 18a-like
Exons: 4
Coding region: 74-1375 (433 amino acids)
Biological process (GO): nucleophagy; protein lipidation; protein localization to phagophore assembly site
Cellular component (GO): cytosol; phagophore assembly site membrane; extrinsic component of membrane
Molecular function (GO): protein binding; phosphatidylinositol-3,5-bisphosphate binding; phosphatidylinositol-3-phosphate binding
Source: RefSeq, a predicted model, not a curated record
GAAACCAACCAACCUUGUUUAUUUGUUUACUCCCUCCCAAGACUUCUCUUUUGCGCUCUUCCCCUCUUCUUCCAUGGUGACUAUCUCCAGGUUCUCCGGGCAUGGCAGCCCUGACUCUAGCGCCAAUUAUGCUUCCCCCAAGAUGCAGCCCAACCUAGAGAAGCAGAACCAGCGUUUUCAGCCGGAGCCUCCGCCGGAUGACAAAACUGACGUUCUCGACGGCGGCGGAAGCGAGUCUACGAUGAGUUUCAUCGAUGAUUUCAGUAGUUAUCCCACAAACCCUCAACCUAACCCAAACCCUAGCCCGGUCAAGCUCCUACACCUGUCCUUCAACCAGGAUUAUGGCUGCUUCGCUGCGGGAACCGAUCGGGGAUUCCAAAUCUAUGGCUGUGAUCCCUUUCGUGAGAUUUUUAGGCGCGAUUUUACCGGAAACGGAGGAGGAAUUGGCACCGUUGAGAUGCUUUUCCGAACCAACUUACUUGCUUUGGUUGGCGGUGGAAGUUCGCCAGAGUUUCCGAUGAACAAGGUUAUGAUUUGGGACGACCGCGAAAGCCAUUUUACUGGGCAAUUAUCUGUGAGGUCUGAAGUGCGCGGGGUUCGAUUGCGGAGGGAUCGAGUAAUUGUCGUCCUUGAGCAACACGUUCUCGUCUACGAUUUUGCUGAUUUGAAAUCGUUGCAUGAAAUUGAGACAAUUGAAAACCCUAAGGGGCUCUGUGUUGUGACUCAGGUUGCGGAGCCAUUGGUAUUGGCCUGUCCAGGGUUGAAAAGGGGGGAAGUCAGAGUUGAACAUUUGGGUCUGAAUAAGACACAGUUAAUCUCAGCUCAUAAUUCAAGAAUUGCGUGCCUUGCACUCUCUCAGAAUGGGAAUCUGCUGGCCACUGCUAGCACCAAAGGGACACUGAUUCGUGUAUUCGAUACCGAUAAUGGUAGUUUGCUGCAGGAGGUAAGGAGAGGUGCAGACAGAGCAGAUAUCUAUAGCCUGGCAUUCUCGCCCACGUCAGAGUGGCUGGCUGUCUCAAGUGAUAAGGGUACUAUUCAUGUAUUUAGCCUUAAGGCUAAGGUUAAGGUUGAUCCUGAAAGUGGGAAUGAAAGUUCAAACAGCCCGAAUCCAAAUAGUUGGAGUGUGACUUCAAUACCUAAGUUGUCUUUCAUAAAAGGAUUCCUGCCAAAGUAUUUCAGCUCUGAAUGGUCAGUUGCGCAGUUUCGUUUGCCUGAAGGAACCCAAUACAUGGUUGCUUUUGGUCAUCGAGAACAUACACUGGUGAUUCUUGGUUUGGAUGGAAGCUCUUACAGAUGUAAGUUCGAUCCAGCCACAGGAGGGGAAAUGGAGCAAUUAGAGUAUUACAACUUUCUCAAUCCUGAAGAACCUUUGUAGAAUAUUAGUAGUAAAUAUAUUUUUUGAUCUCUUUUUUAUUCCUUUUCCACUGUUAAUGAUUUUGUAGAUAGGCAUUUUUAAGUAGAGAAGGUAGUGCACUAAUAAGUUAACUUUUAUUGGUUUAUUUUUAUUGUGGUCGUUAA